AUGGCUUCUCUGUUAGCUAACGGUAUUUCAAGCUUCUGUCCUCAAGCUGCUUCAGAGCAACCGAAGCUGAUUCCAAAAAGGUUUCAUCCAAAGCUCGAUUUUUUUAAGCUUUCGGGUGUGAAAACCUCUGUUCCGAAAAGGGUCUUCAAGGUCCGAGCAGAUGUUGGGUACGACCCGAAAACGAUCGACCCGGAUGUCUCACAAGGUAAGCUCUCAAUCGAGGAAUUUCUUCGUAACCGUGAGUACGACAAGAAAUUUGGGUUUAAUAUAGAUAUAGAUUCGUUUUCGAUUCCAAAAGGGCUUUCUAGGGAGACCAUACGCUUAAUCUCUUCGCUGAAAGAAGAGCCUGAUUGGAUGCUUGAGUUUAGAUUGAAUGCUUUUGAGAAAUUCUUGACUAUGAAAGAGCCCAAAUGGUCUGAUAAUCGAUAUCCUGUGAUUAAUUUUCAAGAUAUGUGUUAUUACUCAGCACCCAAGAAGAAACCCGCCUUGAAUAGCCUUGAUGAGGCGGACCCUGAACUUCUUAAGUACUUUGAUAGAUUAGGAGUGCCGUUGAAUGAGCAGAAUCGAUUGGCUAAUGUUGCAGUCGACGCAGUUCUUGAUAGUGUCUCGAUAGCCACGACACAUAGGAAGGCAUUGGAGGAAAAAGGCGUGAUCUUUUGUUCAAUAUCGGAGGCGAUUAGGGAGUACCCGGAUUUAGUUAAGAAGUAUUUAGGUAGAGUUGUGCCCACUGGGGAUAAUUAUUAUGCUGCCUUGAAUUCUGCGGUGUUCAGUGAUGGAUCAUUUUGUUAUAUACCCAAAGACACUAAGUGCCCGAUGCAAAUUUCAACAUAUUUUCGGAUAAAUGCAUUGGAAACGGGGCAGUUUGAGAGAACUUUGAUAGUGGCUGAUGAUAGGAGUUUUGUGGAGUAUUUGGAGGGGUGUACUGCACCUUCUUAUGAUACAAACCAGCUUCAUGCUGCAGUAGUAGAGUUGUACUGUGGUGAGGGUGCAGAGAUUAAGUACUCCACAGUGCAGAACUGGUAUGCCGGGGAUGAGCAAGGGAAGGGAGGGAUUUACAAUUUUGUCACCAAGCGAGGGCUUUGUGCUGGGGCUCGCUCAAAGAUAUCUUGGACCCAGGUGGAGACAGGGUCUGCCAUUACUUGGAAAUACCCAAGUGUUAUUUUGGAGGGUGAUGAUUCUGUGGGUGAAUUCUACUCAGUAGCUUUGACUAAUAAUUAUCAGCAGGCAGACACAGGUACAAAGAUGAUACACAAAGGCAAAAAUACGAGAAGUAGAAUUAUUUCAAAGGGCAUAUCAGCUGGGAAUUCAAGGAACUGUUAUCGGGGCCUUGUACAGGUUCAAUCAAAGGCAGAGAAUGCUAAAAACUCCUCACAGUGUGAUUCAAUGCUUAUUGGAGACAGUGCAGCUGCCAACACCUACCCAUAUAUCCAGGUAAAGAAUCCCUCAGCUCGUAUUGAACACGAAGCCAGUACCUCCAAAAUUGGUGAAGACCAGCUAUUUUACUUUCAGCAGAGAGGAAUUGACUAUGAGAAAGCCAUGGCUGCUAUGAUAUCUGGGUUUUGCCGGGAUGUAUUCAAUGAGCUCCCUGACGAGUUUGGGUCUGAGGUGAACCAAUUGAUUGGUUUGAAGCUUGAAGGAUCUGUGGGUUAG
Prunus armeniaca (apricot) is the source of this 1650-nucleotide messenger RNA. NCBI's taxonomy places the organism in Eukaryota, Viridiplantae, Streptophyta, Magnoliopsida, Rosales, Rosaceae. The record is from the annotation of a GenBank genome assembly.